AAAAUGUCGGGACAGACUCUGACGGAUCGCAUCGCCGCGGCGCAGUACCAGCUCACCGGAUCCGAUGUGGCUCGCGCCGUAUGCAAAGCCACCACGCACGAGGUGAUGGCGCCCAAGAAGAAGCACCUGGAUUAUCUGAUCUCAGCCACCAACGAGACAAACGUGAACAUCCCUCAGAUGGCUGACACACUAUUCGAGAGAUCCACUAAUGCCAGCUGGGUGGUCGUGUUCAAAGCUCUAACCACGACCCACCACAUCUGCAUCUACGGCAAUGAGAGAUUCAUUCAGUAUUUGGCUUCAAGGACUUCCUUGUUCAAUCUCAGCAACUUUAUUGACAAAACAGGCUCCCAUGGCUAUGACAUGUCUACAUUCAUCAGGCGAUAUGCACGGUACUUGAAUGAGAAGGCAUACGCUUACCGUGCGAUGGCCUUCGACUUCACUCGAGUUAAAAAGGGAGCUGAAGGUGUGAUGAGGACUAUGGCUCCGGACAAGCUCUUGAAGGCCAUGCCUGCCCUGCAGACUCAAGUGGACACACUGCUGGAGUUUGACGUUCAUCCUAAAGACUUGAACAAUGGCAUCAUAAACGCAGCAUUCCUGCUUCUCUUUAAGGAUCUGAUAAAGCUCUUCGCCUCCUACAAUGAUGGCAUCAUCAAUUUAUUAGAGAAAUAUUUCAAAAUGAAGAAGUCUGAGUGCAAGGAUUCUCUGGAGAUUUAUAAGAAAUUUCUGACCCGGGUUACCAAAAUUGCAGAGUUCAUGAAAAUUGCUGAGCAAGUAGGAGUGGAUAAGAAUGACAUCCCUGACAUCUCUUAUGCUCCCAGCAGUAUUCUGGAAUCACUGGAGACACAUAUGAACAGUCUAGAAGGGAAGAAAGGGGAAGGGUCACCCACAAAGGGAUCACCCACCAAUAACGUGUCUCCAACCUCCACUCCCGCCAAAUCUGCUGCUGCCGUCCCCACUUUGGAGCCGCCGCGCACCGAGGCCGCGCCUGCUGCCGAAACUGCCACUGAUUCUCUUCUGGAUCUGGACCCGUUGUCUUCCUCUGGACCUUCUGCAGGAGGAGCAUCAGCUGCUCCCACGUCUUGGGGAGAUCUGCUGGGGUCAGACAUGUUUGCGGCCCCUGCGGCUGAAACAGCUGCUGCUGCGGAGGGUGGGGCCUCAGCAGCCACGCCCACCCCUGCUGCCGAUGGCACCGCAGCAAAUGAUCCCUUCGCUCCAACGGCAGGUUCUGCUGAUAACGCCCUUCAGUUGGACCUGUUCUCCCUGCAGCCAGUAGAUGACAGUAAUGCUCUCUUUAGCUCAGUGGCGCCCACUACUGGCCAGGCACCUGUCUCCACCUCCACUAGCGAUGUAGCCCCCACUGCUUCCCCAGCACCGACGAUAGACCUGUUUGCUGGUUUUUUUGAUCCCAUGCCAGAUUCAACUGUUCCCAAAUCAGACCCUAACCCCAGUCUAGACCUGUUUUCAGCAGAUGUGUUUCGUCCUCCUGCCGCUGCUCUAUCUGCCCCCAUGAGCUGGCCAGACAGUGGGGCAAAUCUGGACCUGUUUGGGGAAUCUGCGGGUGCUGGUGAGGCCAAACCAGCCCCUCCGGCCGCAGCAAGCGCAGGAGGAGAUCUGAUGUCAGCUUUCGAUGGAUUGGGUGAUAUGCUCAUGCCAGCUAUGGCUCCCCAGGCAACAGGGGCCUCCUCACCAGUCAAACCCAUGGGAGGAGGAGACCUGGACUCAGCUAUGGCCAACAUGGCCAGCAAUUUGGGAGCGGGGAACCAGAAACCGGGUGAAUCAGCUGGAGGGGCGAACUGGCAAGCGCAGGUACCCACCCCUAGCUGGGGCGUUACCAUGAAUUCCCCUCUCGGGGUCUGUCCUGUCAUGGGAUCCCCGUCACCGUUUGGCAUGUCUGGAGCAGGAGCUGCUCCCAUGAUGCCUGGCUCACCGAUGAUGGCCGCUCAACAACCAAUGAUGAGGCCACAGUUUCCGGCAGGAGGAGCCCCUGGACAACCGAUGUCUCCAGGAAUGGCCCAGAGUCCCAGGAAGCCUCCCCCUUCUAAAGAUCCUCUCGCUGACCUCAGUAUCAAAGACUUCAUGUAGAUGAGCAGCUGGUUCUUCACACUUAUUGUGCAGCCCUGAUGAAUCAGACGUGUGUACUCUCUUCCGUUCAUCACAUUCUGGGCCUCCAGUCCCUCCUUCUCUCUCUCUCUUUCCCUCCCUGUCUGUUGUUGUAGCACAAAACGUGGACGUGACUAAGUACAUGUGUGUACGUGUGUUUGUAUUUCAAUGUUCUCAGUUACUUCAGAUCUAUAUAUUUAAAAAAAAAAAAAAUACUAUGAAGAGUAAUGGCAGAUGCAUUCUUGAAUGUGCAUCUGCAGGUCUCUUAAUGAUAGAUGUGCAUUCAUUUUUCCUGGCUCGCUUUCCGUGGGAAAUCAAAUCAAAAGUGUGACGUUUUCUGUGGAAAAUGGUUUUUUGCUGUGGUAAAUAUCACUGGGCCGGUCUGUGUCAUCAUCAGUCGAGUAUUAGUCAUCUUUUGACCAUGGAAUAACUUCUGUGGGAACAAUAUCAGCGUAUUACGAGUUAAGGUAGUGUCUCACGCACUGUUUCUUUUUAUCAAUGCCCUGAUUUUAUUCUUUUUUUUUUUCGUAUCUAUAUUGAUUGAGUUACAUGCAACAUGUGACUAUUCAAUGAAAAAACAUAUGCAUUUUAGAAUAUUUUAAAUGACAGAUUGUUUUGGAUAUCCUUAGUCUUUAUUUUGAGAUAAAAAGGUUGAAUAUAUUUUAGUUAUGUCAGAAGUUUACUUUGCAUACUACAUGGCUAGUUAGUAAAUCCCAUUUGUACAAAGGUCUGUGUCCAUCACAAGGCACUGUCUGAGCCGAUCGAGUCCUGCUUGUAUGUACAAUAUAAUAUGACAGCAUGUAAUUCCUCUGUUGUGCAAAGGGGACGCCAUUGAGCCAGAUCAGAUUCUAUCAGCAGCAAGUUCCUCAGCCGGUCUUAAAAUAGGACUGAACAGAACUGGCUGGCAAGUGUGUUGUUGUAUUGCAAGUGAGUGUUUGCUGCAAGUAUCAAGGAUAUCAAAGGGACAAACAGCAGUUUAAUGGGACAGUAUUGCAUUUUAUUGAUGGCUGUUUUUUUAUUUCAAUUGAACAUUUUGUUGAUAAAUUUUAUUUUUGGAUGGAAUAACACCCUCUGCCCCUCCCACCUUUGUGCAUGUUAGUCCUGUUGAAAUGCAAUAAACAGUGAUCUGGAGAGAAA
Megalobrama amblycephala (Wuchang bream) is the source of this 3237-nucleotide messenger RNA. RefSeq names its product synaptosome associated protein 91b (gene snap91b). NCBI's taxonomy places the organism in Eukaryota, Metazoa, Chordata, Actinopteri, Cypriniformes, Xenocyprididae. Bases 4 to 2082 code for a protein of 692 amino acids. Gene Ontology annotation, biological process: synaptic vesicle budding from presynaptic endocytic zone membrane; clathrin coat assembly; clathrin-dependent endocytosis. The record is from RefSeq and is a predicted model, not a curated record. The transcript is spliced from 26 exons. Gene Ontology annotation, cellular component: synaptic vesicle; clathrin-coated pit; extrinsic component of presynaptic endocytic zone membrane. Gene Ontology annotation, molecular function: clathrin heavy chain binding; SNARE binding; 1-phosphatidylinositol binding.